AUGCAUCUGUCCUCAUGUCGUGUCUCUCCCGGUAGCACCUUACUGCUGGGUUGGAAGAGGUUGUCUGUGUUGCUGGUGGACUGCAGGAAAACAACGGGGCUGAGUGGAACUGUGAGAGGAGGAGAAGAGAAGAAAGGAUCAGAUUUGACUCAUCAAAGAGGAAAACCAAUCUUGGAGGAACCAAAGACGUCCGAACCAGCAAGACGACACCUCUGCUCCCAGAUUGGAAAGAGUUUUACCAGGUUAGGAAGCCUGAAAAGACAUGAGAGGGGACACGUAGAACCGAAGACACAAAAUUGCGCCCGGUGUGGAAAGAGUUUUAGCCACUUAGGAAAUCUGAAAGCUCAUGAGCGAACGCACACACAGAACAGGCCUUUCCAUUGCUCCCAGUGUGGAAAGCGGUUUAAGCGGUUAGACACCCUCAAAACUCACAAGAAAAUACACACAGGGGUGAAGCCGUACCAUUGCACCCAGUGUGGAAAGUGUUUUAUCCGGUCAGGAAGCCUGAAGGAACACAUGAGACUGCACACAGGGGUGAAGCCUUACUACUGCUCACAAUGUGGAAAGAGUUUUAACCAUUUAGCUAGCCUGAAAAUACAUGAGAGGAUACACACAGGAGUGGAGCCACACAUUUGCUCUCAAUGUGGGAAGAGUUUUAAGCGCUUAGACACCCUCAAUGCUCAUGAGCGAAUACACUAGGGAGACACCAUAACAUUGCGCCCAGUGUGGAAACAGUUUUGGCCCUUUAUAAAGCCUGAGAAGUCAUGAGUGAAUACACACAGGGGAGAAGCCUUACCACUGCUCCCAGUGUUCAAAGUGUUUUACCCAUUUAGGAAGCCUGAAGGAACACAGGAGACUGCACACAGGGGAGAAGCCUUACAAAUGUUCAGACUGUGGGAAGACAUAUUACUCAUCACAGACACUUAAAAGUCAUGUGAGAAUCCACACAGGAGAGAAUACUUACUUAUCCUAGUGUGUGAACUCAUAUUUCACAUAUCAUUGUCCAUUGUCUUAUAUUGUUGACUGAGAAUGUGUUUACAUGUUUAUACCACAUGAAAGUGAAUGGUACAAAGUAUACUCAAACAUAUAUUUGUAUGUUUUUAUUAGAAAACAUGAAUUGAAUAUGGAGUAUGUCAGUUUGAAUACAGAGUAGAUCAGUGCUUCUACACCUGCAUUGCAGGUUUGGGGUUUUAGGCUGGGUUUCUGUACAGCACUUUGAGAUAUCAGCUGAUGUACGAAGGGCUAUAUAAAUACAUUUGAUUUGAUAUGAUCAGGUUCCAUGUGUUUAAAUGGUCCUUUUUUAAACUCUGACUGUGUUUAUCUGGGUGUGUCAUUCCUCCAGCACUACAGAUAAUCAAGUGAUAUUUGGAUGUGAUGCAUUAGUUCCAUUGUUGACAUUUGCAUUGUUGGCCCACUGAUGAUUUAAUGAAAUGAAAAUAUUCAGACUCUGCAAUAGAAAAUGUUAAUUGUAUGUGUGUCCACAUAACUGAUUAUGUGACUAACCUUGUGAAACUGUCCUAUUAUAAUCUCCUGUUCUUGGGAGUUUCAUCCUGUGUUGCAAACCAAUUUGCACCUGCGUCCUUGUAUGAAUAAAGUCCCGCCCAGGAACAGGAAACUAUAAAGAUAUGUGCUCAUCACCCAAUGCUUUUGAAUUCAGACUGUCUACACUGCACUGUGUAACUCUGUUAUUCUCUCUGAGCUCAGAAAUAAAGAAUUUUGGUUGGA
Messenger RNA from Oncorhynchus mykiss (rainbow trout), 1725 nucleotides. Lineage: Eukaryota; Metazoa; Chordata; Actinopteri; Salmoniformes; Salmonidae. The record is from RefSeq and is a predicted model, not a curated record.